Cuscuta epithymum is the source of this 955-nucleotide messenger RNA. NCBI's taxonomy places the organism in Eukaryota, Viridiplantae, Streptophyta, Magnoliopsida, Solanales, Convolvulaceae. The record is from the annotation of a GenBank genome assembly.
AAGUGGACAACGAUUAAAAGACCAGUGGUCCGCCCCUGGAUCUACCUCUUCACCGAUCGAUCUAUAGCAUAGGUUCAAUUCAUGGAUAUUGUGAAAAGCAUUGGGACCUAUUGCAUGAAAAUUAAGAACAGUAUUUCCCCUCCACCCCCUCCUAAACCCAACGAGGCAAACCUCACUUUCAUGACUUGUCUCUUGAAAGUAGACAUCAAAUCUCCAGGGUGGCAGAAGGCAAUCAUGGCUAUCUUAAGAAGCAAUAAGGGAGUGAGAAGCUUCCAGAUGAGUCAAAACGGGAAGAUAAUGGUGACGGGGAAGGGGGAUCUGAACCUGCUCCUCAAAAUGCUGAAAAAGGCUGAAAAAUCAACGGAGCUUGUUUGGGUUCAAUCCGGCCUCUGCUCUAGUAACUUGUUCCUCAUCAACGGCGGCGGCGACGGCGACGGAAGCUAUGUCCAGCAGGGACCACGAGGACCUUUUGGUGCGCAGCCGUGCUACCCGCAACCAGCGAGUCAUCACCACUCCUACUAUACCAGUAUGCUGCCACCGCCGCCUGCUUAUCAUCAUCAUGUCCCGCCGCCUGCUUAUCAUCAUCAUGUCCCGCCGCCUGCUUAUCAUCAUCAUGUCCCGCCGCCUCUCGAACCGGCAUUUGGAGUGGAUAAUAUUGAUAAUGAUAGAAGCUGCUACCUUCAACAAGGGGCAUUCAGACCGGCCAACAAUGUACAUUAUGAUAAUCACAUUGUAGCAGGAUCAUAUCGGUGAGGCCGGCCGGCCGGCUGGACACCUACCCUGGCUAAAAUCAUGCUGAAAACCAUAUUUCAUCUAUGUAUAUGGCUCCAUUUAAAAGAAUUUGAAGCAGUAUUUCUUUUCUUUUCCAUUUAACUUAUCUCCUUUCAAGUAUUGUUAGAUUUGUACUUUUGCAUAACAUUACUGAGUAUUAUGAAAUCCGGUAUGCUUUGAUAAU